This is a messenger RNA of Dreissena polymorpha, 2939 nucleotides long. RefSeq lists its product as uncharacterized. Lineage: Eukaryota; Metazoa; Mollusca; Bivalvia; Myida; Dreissenidae. The record is from RefSeq and is a predicted model, not a curated record. Bases 33 to 1001 code for a protein of 322 amino acids. The transcript has 2 exons.
AAGAGAAACAGUGCCUGCAAAUCAUUUAUGAUAUGAUAAGCGCAUCGUUUAAGCGAAGCGGGGUCCCAAAAGAAGAAUUGCCUAGCAUUCCAGAUGAAAUAUUUGACUAUUCGACGAAUUUCGACACGGCUCUAGAAGUUAUUCUCAAGAUCCCUACCGUUAUUGGAUGCAAGAAAUGUCGCGGAAUACUUCAGAUUUACAUCCACUCAUAUGCUGAUUCGUCUGCCGAAGAUCAUAUAAGAAGCAUGCUUGCGAAAUAUGAGAUCGACAAGAUUCAUUUUUAUCGAAGAAUAACGAAACAACUGUGUUGUUCUGGCUCUUCGUUAUUUGGAGGUCAAGGAACUCUUGGGGGGUUUGUUUUAAAACACAAAUCACCAACCGUCUCAGUGAGAGAUCAAGCACUGGUACCCGUCGUAGUACCGGCUGUCUCAAACGAUACUUUAGCAGCUCUUGUUUCAAGACAUGUAGUCCACACAAAUCAAACUCUACUUGUUGACGGUAUGCAGCAACCAAUUGGCCAUAUUGCUCAGAUUAGGUCUGAUGAAGACAUAGACAUUUUGCCAGUAGAUGUUGAUGAUGCUUGUAGAGAUAUGUGCGACACAGCGUUCAGGACAAAGCAUUGUGUGCGAAUGAGUGAUACCAAAUUAUGGAAAAAAGAAAAUAUACAGGAUUUAAGUGGAGCACCAGUGCACAUUUGGGGCUCAAAAUCAAAACCUGGCCUAGGCACUCUUUAUGGUCCUAACUUUAGAGAUCGUAAUGGUCUGAAUGUCAUUGUUCGAGACAUCCCUUACGAGGCACCUUUCGCACAAGAGGGGGACAGCGGCGCUAUGAUUUGCUACUAUGAUGCACGUUACGGCGGGAUGCUAUACGCUAUUGCAAUGGUUGUUAAAAUAAUGCGUGAUAUCGACGGUUCCAACCAAGAAUACGUAGCUCAGAUUGUGGACGAUGCUCUUCAAAAACUUUCCAUAUGGAAUGAAUGCGAGUAUGAGUUCGUUGGAUAGAGUAAAGGGUGCCGAUACUACCAAUGCCGGAAUAUGUCAAACACAUUUUUUACCGUUGCAAGGUGAAACAUUUCUGAAAUAAUAGCUCGAAAUAACAAUUUAAAUGCAAUAUUGAUCAGGAUGGUUCGAGCAAGUACGAAUGUUUGAUAUUAUCUUGUUCUGUAAUAGCAUGUGUACUACUUAUGAAACUGUACCAGGAAGUUAGUUAUUUUUAAGUGUCUUUUGAAUAAUUAAAUUUAAAUGAAAUUUUACCAAAUGACAUUAAAAUUUGAAUUUCGAUUCUGAGCGUGUAUAGAUGUGUAUUAGUGUAUUUUAUAGUGUUGUUUUGUUUUAAACGAUGAUUCAGGUUGUUGAUUUUUCUUUCUGCUAAUCUCACACUAAUGAUAUUCGAAAUAGUGUACCUGUCAUAUAUGCAUAUUUCGAGUUCAUGCUGUAUUUGUGUAUGUUGAUAAAGUUGACAUGAAAGCAGUGCUUAACGUCUCAACGGAUUAGAUUUAUUUAAACUUACCCAAACUGUUUUUACUUUCUUUGUUGUUUAAAGUUAUAACUUGAAUCGUUCGUCUACAAUAACAUUCAAAUGUGUGCAACUGCGAACUUGUAUAAUUAUAACAUCAAAUUAUUAUUUUUUUUCUUGAAACAGUGUCAAUUUUAUUAUGACUAUGUUUUAUCAGAUGUACGGUUUGUUAUAUGUGCGUAAACUUACCACAUUAGUUAAUGACGAUGUAUGAAGUUGUAAGUGGGCAUUUCCUUUUAUUUUAGUGGGUAAUAGACUUUUAAACCUCUCGAAUUUAAUUUUGUUUUUCAUUCUUGACUUUAUAAGUUGUUUUGCAAAUAUUCUCCUAAGAACUAAAUCAACAAAAUACGCGAGCUCCGUUUUACUUUGCACAAAUAAAAAAACCAAUAUCUGACCGAUUGUUAUUUUUUAAACUACUUCUAAAAUUAAUUUAACGAAUGGUUAAGUGAUAUAUCGAAACGAAAUAAUUCUUUAAACUCACCGUUUAGUGUUUUAAUUGUUUUGUUUGAUUUUAAUUUGACAUAUAACCUAUAUAUUUGAAUACACAUAUUUUCUAUGCUCGCUUUUUCACACGUAUUAAUUGUUUGUUGUUUCGUGUAAUUUUGCUUUAUUUAUCAACAUGUUUAUUUCCUGUAUCAUGCGUUAUAUCAUAGUUAUCAUAUAGUUAUUAUUUAUAUUCUAUGGUAUGCUGUUCUUAUGUCUAUGCGCACGUUUUUGACAAUACAGAUCUAAAGGAUCUGUAGAAUUGUAGAAUUUUAACUCGCAUCAACAGUGCGCAAUAUUCAUAAUGAAACUGACAAUACAUGGCAUAUUAACAAAUCGAACUAGCUUAACAAAGGAGUAAUUUUAUUACAUCAGAGUAAGUUAAAAUGUGUGUACAGACUAAUUGUCCACAUUAUCAGUUUUAAUAUCUCAAUUGAAAGUGAGAUAUGUUUAAUGCAUUAAGUGUUAACUUUAUUUUUACUUUUAUAACAUUUGUAUUAAUAACGUACUCAAAACAGGAUUAUAAGCCUUCGAUUAAGGUAUCUUCUUGUCAUCUUUUGACAAUUCAUUACAAUGUGUGUGUUAAUAUCAUCAGAUUGUUCACGCUCUUGUCGUAUUUUCUUCUUUUUGAAUAUCUUGGUGGUAAAUGUUAAAACGAUAAUGCUAAGUUCUGUUUGUAAUAGACUACCGUUUAAAAAAGUGUAGUUAUGUUCAUUGUUUCUUUUCACUUUGCGCUUCAUGGAUAAUUUGUCUGUUCCAUGAUUACGUUUAAAUAAUCAAUAUCGCAUGUACGCAACCAACAUAGAGUUAAGUCCCUAUAUUUUCAUUAUUUUAAGAUUAUUUCAUACCAUAAAUAUAUGUUUGUUUGGUCAACUUUGCAUUGUAUUAAUCAUUUAAAAUAAUAAUUAUACGAAGCAAUUCUCUCAUUGAAACUGCAAUGU